Eptesicus fuscus (big brown bat) is the source of this 4819-nucleotide messenger RNA. RefSeq names its product zinc finger protein 345. Gene Ontology annotation, molecular function: DNA-binding transcription factor activity; RNA polymerase II cis-regulatory region sequence-specific DNA binding. The record is from RefSeq and is a predicted model, not a curated record. Lineage: Eukaryota; Metazoa; Chordata; Mammalia; Chiroptera; Vespertilionidae. The transcript is spliced from 3 exons. Bases 387 to 2990 code for a protein of 867 amino acids. Gene Ontology annotation, biological process: regulation of immune system process; negative regulation of transcription by RNA polymerase II; regulation of cytokine production.
UUGCCAUGACCAUGCACAAAGCCCCUCUCAGGAGGUGGGAAUUCCUCCUCCUAGGCCCGAAAGGGUAAUCUCUCCACGCCGCCUCCAGAGACUGGGAACUACAUUACCCAGAAGGCCCCGCGGCCACAGCAGCCAAUGAGAGAGCAGGCCGUGGCCUGGCCGGGGCUGGCUGUGCUGGGUCCUCGCUCAGGCGUCUUUUUCCAGCUUCACUUGGGAGGGAGGGGACGGGAGCGAGAGGGCGCGGAGGAGGCGGUGUCCCCGCAGCGCAGACGCGGGUGGGAAGCUCACGAUUGUGACGCUCGGCGACCCCGCGAGGGACCCGCUUCCGGGCGGGACGGGGUCCCCUCCUCGCCCGCCGGCCCCGACCGCUGCGCCCAGAGAGUCCGAUGGCGGCGGCCGCGCCGAGGCGCCCGGCUGAGGCCUGUGUGACCUUUGAUGACGUGGCUGUGUACUUCUCCCGGGAGGAGUGGGCCCUCCUCGAUAAGGCUCAGAGACGCCUGUACCGCGAUGUGAUGCUGGAGAACUUGGCCCUUGCAUCCUCUCUGGGUCACUGCUGUGGAGCAGACGAUGCAGAAGCUCCCUGUGAACAGCGUGUUUCUGCAGGAGUGUCACAGUCCAGCCCCUCCAAGGCAGCUCUGUCUUCCCAGAAGACCCACCCCUGCGAGAGCUGUGGUCUAGCCUUGAGAGACAUACUCCAUUUGGCUGAGCACCAAGGAACACCACACAGCCAGAACGUGGUUAGGUGUCGGGUGUGUAUGAAAGAAUUUUACUUGGGUGCAAACCUCCAAAUACACGGGAAAGAGAGAAAAUCUUGUUUUACCUGCGGAGAAUGUAAGAAAGCCUUCAGUCUGAGACACACACAUGCUCAGGACCAAGAUUUUUACACUGAAAGAGAUUGUUUUAUGUGCAGUGAAUGUGGGAAGACAUUCAGCGAUCAGUCUUCACUCGCCGUUCACCAGAGAGUGCAUACAGGUAAAAGCCUUCACGUGUGUGGCCAAUGUGGCCAGUCUUUUAGGCGAACCUCAGCCCUCAGUCAGCAUCGAAGAUUUCAUUGCGGGCCAGGGCAGUCCAAGUGCGGCAACUGUGGGAAGCCCUUUCACCCAAAAUCUGUCCUCAUUUAUCCCUGGAGAAGUCACACUGGGAAAACAUGUGACUUGUGCCGUGAAUGUGCACCAUCUUUUAGCCGGAGCGCCAUCCUCAUUCGACAACGGACAGUUCACUGUAGAGAAAGGCGUUAUGAGUGCACGCAAUGUGGGAAGUCCUUUAGAAGGAAGUUUUACCUCAUUCUGCAUUGGAGAGUUCACACUGGAGAUAGGCCUCAUGAAUGCCGUGAGUGUGGGAAAUCUUUCACCAGGAGGUCAGUCCUUACUCUGCACCGGAGAAUGCACACGGGAGAAAGGCCUUUUCAGUGCAGAAAAUGUAGGAGAACCUUUACCGGUAGUUCCAUACUUAUUCUACAUCAGAGAGUUCACACAGGCAAAAGGCCUUAUGAGUGCAGUGAUUGUUGGAAAUCCUUCAGCCAACAAUCUUACCUCACUCAACACCAGAUAGUUCAUAGUGGAAGACAUUCUUAUGAGUGUAGUGAAUGUGGGAAAGCUUUUAUCUCUCGCACUGGCCUUAGUUACCAUCUGAGAGUUCACUCUGGAAAAAGGCCUUAUCAGUGCAGUAAAUGUGACAAAUCUUUCACCUCUCACCCGGGCCUGCGUUACCAUCUGAGAGUUCACACUGGAAAAAGACCUUAUCAGUGUAGUGAAUGUGGGAAAUCUUUCUUAUGUGGUUCCUACCUCAGUAUUCAUCAGAGAGUACACACAGGAGAAAGACCUUAUGAGUGCAGUGAAUGUGGUAAAUCCUUUCUCCGAAGACAUCACUUUCUUACACACCAGAGAAUUCACACAGGAGAAAGGCCUUAUCAGUGCAGUGAAUGUGGGAAAUCUUUUUCAUCUGGUUACAAUCUCAGUAAUCAUCAGAGAGUUCACACAAAAGAAAGACCCCAUCAGUGCAGUGAAUGUGGGAAAUCUUUUAUCCUAAGACAGCACCUUCUUGUACACCAGAGAGUUCAUGCAGGUCAAACGCCUUACCAGUGCAGUGAAUGUGGUAAAUCUUAUUGUUCAAAGUUCAACCUCAUUCAACAUCAGAGAGUCCACACAGGAGAAAGGCCUUAUCAGUGUAGUGAAUGUGGGAAAUGUUUUACCUCAAGCUCUGUCUUUAAUUAUCAUAAGAAAGUUCACACUGGAGAAAGGCCUUAUCAGUGCAGCGAUUGUGGGAAAUCUUUUUUAUCAAGUUCCAACCUCAGUACUCAUCAGAGAGCACACACAGGAGAAAGACCCUAUGAGUGUAGUGACUGUGGGAAAUCCUUUUUCCGAAGGUAUCACCUUCGUACACACCAGAGAGUUCACACAGGAGAGAGGCAUCAGUGCAAUGAAUGUGGGAAAUCUUUUGCAUCUGGUUUUAAUCUUAGAAAUCAUCAGAGAGUUCAUACAGGAGAAAAGCCUUAUGAGUGCACUGUAUGUGGGAUAUCUUUUACCACUCAGAGGAAGCUUCGUUAUCAUCGGGUAGUGCACACUGGAGAAGGGCCCUAUGAGUGCCGUGAAUGUGGGAAAUCUUUUACCUCUCAUUAUGCCCUCCGUGAUCAUAAGAGACUUCAUACAAACAAAAAACCUUAUGAAUGCACCAAAUGUGGGAAAUUGUUCAGAGCAAAUUCUCACCUCAUUGAACACUGGAGAGUUCACACUGGAGAAAAACCUCAUCAAUGUGGAGAAUGUGGGAAAUCUUUUUCAUCAGGCUCUGGCCUCCGUUAUCAUCAGAGUAUUCACACCGGGUUAAGACCUCAUGAGUGUGGUGAAUGUGGGAAAUCUUUUCUCAGGAAAUCAACACUCAUUCGCCAUCAAAGAACUCACACAGGAGAAAGGCCUUAUGUGUGCAGUGGAUGUGGGAAGUCUUUUAUGCAGAGACACCAUCUUCUUGUACACCAAAGGGUUCACACAAAAUAAGGGCUUUAUGAUUGCAGUGAAUGUUGCAAAAACUUUAAGGAUAGUUCCUAGUCCCAUUAAUUCUGGAGCAUUCACACUGGAGGUAGGCAUUUCAGUCCAAAAAUGGGGGAAAGUUUUAGCCAUAAUUUUUACCUUUUUUUUUUUUUAAUCCUCACCGGAGAUAUUUUUCCAUUGGUUUUUAGAGAGAGGGAAAGACAGAAAUAUCAAUGUGAGAGAAACACAUCAGUUGGUUGCCUUCUGCGUAAGCCCUGACCAGGCCAGGCCAGGGAGGAGCCUGCAACUGAGGUACAUGCCCUUGACCGGAAUCGAACCCAGGACCCUUCAGUCCCCAGGCCAAUGCUCUAUCUGGUUAGGGCAGUGGUCGGCAAACUGCGUCUCGCAAGCCACAUGCGUCUCUUUGGCCCCUUGAGUGUGGCUCUUCCACAAAAUAUCACGGCCUGGGCAAGUCUAUUUUGAAGAAGUGGUGUUAGAAGAAGUUUAAGUUUGACAAUUUGGCUCUCAAAAGAAAUUUCAAUCGUUGUACUGUUGCUAUUUGGCUCUGUUGACUAAUGAGUUUGCCGACCACUGGGUUAGGGCAAUUCUUACCUUUCUUAAUACCUGAGUCUUAAUGUAGGAAAAAGGUCCUAUGAGGUUGGUAAAUGUAUUUAUGGAGUGUGUUAUUGUCUAAGAGAACAUGUAGGAUGUGAGCUCUAUGGUGUAGACAGGGGUCCUCAAACUUUUUUUUUUUUUAAUAUAUUUUAUUGAUUUUUUACAGAGAGGAAGAGAGAGGGAUAGAGAGUUAGAAACAUCAAUGAGAGAGAAACAUCGAUCAGCCGCCUCCUGCACACCCCCUACUGGGGAUGUGCCCGCAACCAAGGUACAUGCCCUUGACCGGAAUCAAACCCGGGACCCUUGAGUCCGCAGGCCGAAGCUCCAUCCACUGAGCCAAACCAGUAUUGGCGGUCCUCAAACUUUUUAAACGGGGGGCCAGUUCACUGUCCCUCAGACCGUUGGAGGGCUGGACUAUAGUUAAAAAAAACUAUGAACAAAUUCCUAUGCACACUGCACAUAUCUUAUUUGGAAGUAAAAAAACAAAACGGUAAAAACACCCGCAUGUGGCCCGUGGGCCGUAGUUUGAGGACGCCUGGAAUAUGAUUAUUUUACCCAUAGCUUGACACUCACCUCCAGAGAGUUCAUCCAGGAAAUGGCGUUAUGAGUGCAGCGAAUGUGGGAAAUUUCCCCCCAAGUAUUUACCUUAUUAUAAAAUGUGAAAUUCACGCUGGGUAAAUACCUCCGAUGUGUAAGGGAAUGUGCAAUUUUCUUGUUCAUUAAAUGACCCUGGAAGAAGCCAUCUGUCUGAAUUCAAUCUCAUGUUUCCAGUUGUCACAGGAAAUUCACUUUAAGUUUCAGUCAUGUAGGAAACAUGUAUAUCUGUGUGUGCUUUGUAACCUGCCUAGGACUGCUUGCCAUUUUCUUUUGUUAAAGCCAUUUUUUUACUCUACCGCAUGGUAGGUUCCCACCUGUCCAUUACCAUCCUCAUGUGCUCAGGGCAGCUGGCCUCUGUUCUCUUACAUAUUGGUGAAAAUUAGGAGUCACCUGAGCUCUGUGGAGUUCACCUUGGGCAGGAACCCGACCCAUUGUUGGAUCGGAGAAUAUCACCUGAGUCUGGCUGGCGGGCUGUGUGCUCCCAUGAAUUUUUUUUCAGCUUACAAGUCACCAACCUGAACUGUUGACUACACAUUGCUUUGGUUUGUACAAUAUUGUUUAUGUCUGUAUGGUAUAUCAGUUCUCUUUCAUUUUGGGUGACUUAUAUGCUUGUUAUGCUGUGUGGGGUGUUUUAUAAACAGAUU